CAAAGUCUCUCUCUCUCUCACACACACACACAGUCACACACACGCAUGCUGGCGUCACACGUGUGCACGCAGUCAGGUGCUAGCCUCAUGUCAGAGACUGUUUCUCGAAGACGCCGCGUGACAAACGCCGACGAGCUGCACACCGACGACCUCUCACCUCACAGGAGACAAGAGGGAGGCCGCACCGUGCGCUGUAGGAGAGCCUCCUCCUCUCACCUGAGGUCGGUUACACGGUUACAACACCUCCACCUGUUACCCACACGCUGACUGAAAGACAUCUGUGUAGUCGCCAGAGGACACCAGUAUUCCGAGCUCAGCAGCAUGAGUGGCAUCCAGGCUGUGCCGCCCAAGGGAGGCUACAGCGCCAGUCCGCGCUACGGACGGCGAGUGAACACCUCUCACGACCAGACCUUCUACAGCACCACCUCCGCCUGGAGCAGCAGCUACGACACUGAAAACACCAGAGACGACAACUACACUGAGAGGGAUGACACCUUCACGGAGCGGGAUGCCACGCGCUCUCAGAGGGAAGUCUCGUUUUCGCAGAAAGACAUCAGCGCCUCCAACGUGGGAUACGUAGGCGAGCGGUCUGCCGACAGGUACCACCUCGACUACGAGAAGAACGAGUGGAGCUGUGACGGGACUGGGGGCUGGCAGAAGCUGUCGGUGCUUCUGCUGGGACUGGGCUUCCUCUGCCACCUCAUUGCCGUCACGACUCCUUACUGGACAGCUGGCUACAUGAGCCAACAGAUGGUGCUGUACGAGGGCAUCUGGGUGAGCUGCUACAGAGAGACUACGGUCGGCAGGUGGAUCUGUACAACAUAUAACGGAAUCAGGAAAGUUAAUGGUCUGCCCUCCUGGUACCAGGCGGCUCAGAUCCUAGCGGUGCUGGGUUUUCUCAUCCUGCUGCCAGUUUUGGUCGUCAUGACGCCCUACACCUGCAUCCCCAACCUCAGGCGCCGUUCGCAGGCCUCCUGGGCCUUUAUCGUCUUGUUGUCGUCGUCAGUGAUCUGCUCCUUCCUGAGCAUCGUGGUCUACGGAGGGGUUACCCCGACAAGCAGGACUUCCCACCAGGCGAGGUCUACUACCACUUCUCCUUCGCCCUGCAAAUCAUCGGUUUUCUUCUCUGCCUCGCUUCACUCUCACCCACGUGCGCGACUCGUACCGGGCUCAAGGUAUGGGGCAACCUGUCCUGCCAAAGCGCGCGCAGCACCGAGGUUUCCAAACGGGCCCCGAGUGUAGGGUCCUUCGCCUCCAGCAACAAGCCAUUUCCCAGAGAACAUUCCAGAAGCCCUGCCCAACCACGAUCCUCCAAGCUGCUGUCUGGAUUUGCGCUGCUCAAGCUCCCGUUGGCGCUGUCUAAGUUCAACAGAGGCAAGUCUCAGCAAAGCGCGGCACCAACAGAAAAGGCCACUGUGCCGAUAGUCACCGCCACCAACGAGGAGUACAACCCGUUUCCCGCGCGGUGCAAGGGAGACCACCGACAGCAAGCCGCCGCUGGAGACGCUUCGCGUCCCCAGGAGUGAUUCCCCUUAUCGAGCUGCCGCUGACCGCAGUGUGGACAAAUCGUUCACAGCAAACUCUGUCAGCAGUGCUCACAGCUCCGUAGUGUGAGCGUUGGAGGAAUUAAUUUUCACGUGACCUAUCUGAAGGUGUGUAGAUGUUUAGAGCAUCGCAUGUUUAUUGUUAUUCCAUUGUGUAACCAGUCUAACCACUGACACGGAGGAGGACCUAGUGUCACCUUACUUGCCCGCCUUGAUGCAAGUGGUUUCACUACUGCAAGUUUUUCGUUUCGCCGAGAGUAUGAACGAUGUACCGUGCCAGACACAUCCAAUGAACCUUGCAUGGUCUUCUGCUCUGCUAAGUGCCGAACAUUGCAGCGUGAGAAUAAGGCUGUGCCAGUGAAAGGCACGAGUUCUCAGAUGUACCAGGUAUUCACUGCGAUGAGUUACACAAGCAAAACUGCAUUAAACAUUCAAGGAAAAAAAUAUAUAAUACUUGGACAGAUAAGUGCUACUGUACAUACGAAAACGGAACUCCCUAUCCAGUUUGAAGUAGCAAUUAUAUUGAAACAGCUAAACCGCUUAAUUGUCUAUAUCUUCUAAGUUUUUAAUACAAUAUCAUAUCUUUAAAAGUGCUUUUAAAUUGUUAAUAGUGUAUAUAGACUUUAUACAGUUUAUCUAAUGUGAGGUGUAUAUUUGCACACCAUAUAUUUGUCAAAAGAAUCUAACGAUUUGAAUUUAUUAUCAAUUCAUCAUGAUAAUCAAUUAUUUUCUGUACAUAAAUGUGUUUUAAAAGGAAACUUUCUGGCGUAUUAUUAGUACCAGCCAUUACCAACCAUGUUAGAUUAUUAAAAUUACUAAAUUUUCUUCAGCGAAAGACUGCAGCAACUACAAAAAUCAUUAAAAAUAAGAUAUUUUGAGCAAACAUAUAAUUCUGAUCUGCAUCAUAUUAAACAAAACAAAGCAUUUUAAAAGUUUUCAUGCUAAUAGCAUAAACGUAGACCUUUCAAAACAGAUACGAGUUGGAUAGCACCACCAGGGACAGACCCACCACUUCCCCCGUCAUCCCAUAAGCCACCAUCAUGACGGACUUUAAAAUUACACUUAGUGACACAUCGAAUGUCCUGACAUUUGCCCAUUAACCACAAUAGUUGCUGUAUUUUACAUGCUCUUUGAUCAUGACCUGCACUACACCGUCAAGUAACCAGUGAAAUAUCACGACCCCUCUACGGUGCUUGCUGACAUUUUAUAAUUACAAUGGCAAGACUCACAAUCAGUGCUGAGAGCUGUGAGUUGUUUCAUGAAUAGGAUAUUUUUCUCCACACGCUUUUUAACGUUUCGAUCAUUUAGUGAUUAAUCUCUACUUGUACAAAUUUCUUUUUUUUUUGUGUAAAUCUCAGUGCGAAAUACUAUUUCUUAAAAAGGGGCAAAUUGUUUUCCAUUCUCGAGAUAUACAAUUACAAGCACUACCAUACAUGAAAAGUAGCAUCACUGCUGGACCUUGAAGAUGUCAAAGUAACCUUGAACAUACUAAACUUUGUUACUUGUAGCCUCAAAAGUAGUCUCUUUUAAUUUGGGGCAGAUGAGGGAAGUAGGGCCACAAAGUGUGUUGGUUGAAGACAGCUCUCAGACUUGGCCUGUGUUCAGCCUAAACGUUAUUAUACACAUCUGAUGUAAGCUGUUUUGAGCCCAGGUUGCUGCUUCGUUGGUUUUUAUUUUAAACGUUGGGUCACCGAAUAGAAAAUUACAAGAUGGCGUUAUGCAGAGGUUUUGCAACAGUCAAGCCUGUCACCGUUGAAGAAAUGCUGAGGUCAUAGAUACUUUGAUGGAUGCUAUAAUUAUCCGCACACAUGCUUUCGGAUGACCUCGGGUAAAACUGUUCAUUUUAAUUUUACCAUUACAAAGUGUUUAACAAAAUGAGUAACACAAGGCCAAAGCAAUGUAACAAACUACACUAAUUGCAUGCUGGAUAUUUCAAACACGAAGUUGCAUCUACGUUUUACUAACCUUACAUGGAACUGCUUAAUCUGCUUGCACUAUUUAUUUAAAAAAAUUAAUACAAACUGCUCAAUCCAUGCAAAUAAAAGCCAAUUCCAAAUGGU
This is a messenger RNA of Pomacea canaliculata, 3604 nucleotides long. RefSeq lists its product as uncharacterized. Lineage: Eukaryota; Metazoa; Mollusca; Gastropoda; Architaenioglossa; Ampullariidae. Gene Ontology annotation, cellular component: membrane. The coding region runs from base 322 to 1242 and encodes 306 amino acids. The record is from RefSeq and is a predicted model, not a curated record. The transcript has 4 exons.